Molecule: messenger RNA, 828 nt
Organism: Manis pentadactyla (Chinese pangolin)
Lineage: Eukaryota; Metazoa; Chordata; Mammalia; Pholidota; Manidae
Gene: ANKRD39
Product: ankyrin repeat domain 39
Exons: 4
Coding region: 68-619 (183 amino acids)
Molecular function (GO): protein binding
Source: RefSeq, a predicted model, not a curated record
CGCGGUCGCCGGCCGGCGAGUGGUCAGACCCGCGCCUGACUAAGCCGCCCGCCCAGGUCUGGGCAGAAUGGCGGCGUCGCGGCCCUGCGCCGACCGCCCCUGCUGCGCCCACCCCAGCGCGGCGCCCGGCGUGCAGCAGACGCUAGACGAGAUGGACUUCGAGAGGGGUAUCUGGUCAGCAGCCCUGAAUGGAGACCUGGGCCAAGUGAAAUAUUUAAUCCAGAGGACAGCAGACCCCAGUCAGCCCGACUCAGCUGGCUAUACUGCUCUGCACUAUGCCAGCCGCAAUGGCCACUACGCCGUAUGCCAGUUCCUGCUGGAAAGUGGGGCCAAGUGUGAUGCCCAAACGCACGGGGGCGCCACUGCCCUGCACCGGGCCAGCUACUGCGGGCACACUGAGAUCGCACAACUUCUGCUUUCUCAUGGGUCCAACCCCAGGUUGGUAGAUGACGAUGGCAUGACCAGUCUACAUAAGGCUGCUGAGAAGGGUCAUGUGGACAUCUGCUCCCUCCUGUUGCAACACUGCCCCGCCCUGAAGGCCAUCAGGGAUCGGAAGGCAAGAUUAGCAUGUGACCUGCUGCCAAGCAACAGUGACCUGCAGGACCUGCUGGCUGGGUGAGCUGCUUGCCUGGCUUUAGUGCAUCUCCACAUCAACAGGUGUUCCUAAGGGGAGGAGAAAUAGUUCAUCUCCAUAUCAGUGGCUAAUUACCUCGGUGACCAGAGAGCUUAUCUGAACCUGAGAGGUUGGAGGGGGGGUUUUGCUUGCUUCUGCCCUAGCAGGAGACAGCCCCCUGGACCACAGUUUGUAAGGAAUAAACGGGUUUUAAA